Molecule: messenger RNA, 14835 nt
Organism: Salvelinus fontinalis (brook trout)
Lineage: Eukaryota; Metazoa; Chordata; Actinopteri; Salmoniformes; Salmonidae
Product: VPS10 domain-containing receptor SorCS1-like
Exons: 8
Coding region: 7949-9085 (378 amino acids)
Source: RefSeq, a predicted model, not a curated record
GGGCAGUGUCAAUUGGUGUCAAAAACUGGGAGAACUAGAAAACAGGAACUACCACGAAACAGGAGUACAGGAAAAAACGCUGGUAGCUUGACGAGAUAAGACGAACUGGCAACAGACAAACAGAAAACACAGGUAUAAAUGUACAGGGGAUAAUGGGGGGAAAUGGGUGACACCUGGAGGGGGGUGGAGACAAGCACAAUAAUUUGAAACAGAUCAAGAUUUCAAGACUAAAGGCUGGUUUAUACUACGGGUGUGUUCGUAAAUAGUGGUGUUGAUCCGAGCGUUCUGACCUAAUCUGACCCAAGCUUGCUAGCUACUUUCAGACAAAAAAUUAGAUUACAGCUCACUCUGACCAUUUUAGUCGCCCUAGUGGAGCUGGUUAGGCUGUUUUUAUAUUAUGAAGAGCAUUGGUGACUGCAACUCUGCUGCUGGCAACAAAUUAAUAAAAGAAUUUUGCCAAAGUUUACUGACACUAGUCAGUUAUUCUGCUGACACACCAGUCAGUUAUUCUCAGAUGAGAGUGCUCUGAAAUCGGAGUAGAUAGCCAGAGCGAAUUUAUCAGCUACGUCUAUUUACAGUUGUCACAGUGACAUCCUAAACAUUCGAUUGAAAUAGUUACUUGCAUAGUGAAGUCUUUUGUUUAGACAUGUAGCUCGCUAGCUAAACAAUUAGCCAUAAUCCCAACUCAUAAAGUUACUGUAAACUAACGCACUUCUGUACAUUGUGCUGUAACGUACAAUUGACCUUAUUUUAGCACCCCAAAAACAUAAUACUUCCAGGUCGACUGUAAUUUGAAUACCAUUGUAAUUCACAAUUUCUCCCCUUUCCAGCAAUAUCAAUGACGAGACGUUCAUGCUGCCCGUUUCUGCAUGAUUGAAGAAUGCAAUGAGCUCCAUCGGGUCUUGUUUAAAAUGAUGGAUGGGGAAGCAAAACCUACUGCGUGAUAGGGAAAGGGGGAGACAAGCCGAAAUGGCUUUUUUCACCCGAUUUGUCCAAGUUAUCACCUCUAAAAUGUAAAUAAAACACUAUAAAAGUUUAGAUAGUGUGUCAUUACAUACCUAUCAUUAGGCUAUAAUUCUCAAUGCAAAUGGCUCUGAGAUACAAAUAAAAUUACUACACAGAUCAUACACGUAGCGUUAGCUAGCCAGCCAGCUAACGUUGGCUAGCUAGACUCUCUUAUCCUUAUACAUGGAUGAACGCUUCUACCUCUCUGUCACGGAUGCCCUUAGUUUGAAGAUGUAAUCCGAAGCCUUCUGUGUUCUCUUUUCAAAUGUUCUCCAUCACCUUAGCUAUCAUAGUUUAACCUCUAACGCCUGAGAAACCCGAGAAAAGCUGACUCGCAUAGCCUAGCCUAAUGCCACAGGGAUAUCAUAUAAUAAAAUGUUCAUGAAAUCACAAGUCCAAGACACAAAAUGAAAGAUACCGAUCUUGUGAAUAAAGCCAUCAUUUCUGAUUUUUAAAAUGUUUUACAUAGAAGACAAAAUAUGUAAAUCUAUUAGCUAACCACGUUAGCAAAAGACACCACUCCCAUACUCCACCAUUUUUUUACUCCAUCAGUAGCUAUCACAAAUUCAACCAAAUAAAGAUAUAAAUAGCCACUAACCAAGAAACAACCUCAUCAGAUGACAGUCUGAUAACAUAUUUAUUGUAUAGCAUAGGUUUUGUUAGAAAAAUGUCCAUAUUUCAGGUAUAAAUCAUAGUUUACAAUUGCAGCCCCCAUCACAACUCUCACUAAAAUAACUACAGAGACCAUCGUGUAUUAGCUAAUUACUCAUCAUAAAACAUUUCUUAAAAAUACACAGCGUGCAGCAGAUGAAAGACACAGAUCUUGUGAAUCAAGACAAUAUUUCAGAUUUUCUAAGUGUUUUACAGCGAAAACACAAUAUAUCGUUAUAUUAACUUACCACAAUAGCAAACCAGACAACAGCAUUGAUUCCAGCCAAACAUAGCGAUAACGUAUUCACCACCAAACGCUAUUAAUUUUUUCACUAACCUUCUCAGAAUUCUUCAGAUGACAGUCCUGUAACAUCAUAUUACACAAUCCAUAUAGGUUUUGUUCGAAAAUGUGCAUAUUUAGCAGCACAAAUCGUGGUUAUACAAUGUGAUCAGUAGCAACAUGUCAUGCAUUCUGGCCGGCGCCAUCUUGGAAAGGCACCUAAUCUAAUCCAUAAAUAAUCGUAAACUUGACAAAAAAUACAGGUUGGACAUCAAAUGAAAGAUGCAUUAGUUAUUAAUGCAACCGCUGAGUUCGAUUUUUAAAAUUAACGUUACUAGACAUACAGUGUGCGUUACAGCCAGACUAGUGCCGCAAUAAUGGCGGACAAAUCCGUUUACAUUUUUCCACAUAAAUACGGAAUAACAUCAUAAAUAGCUCUUACUUUUGGACGAGCUUCCAUCAGAAUCUUGGCCAAGUGGUCCUUUGUCCAAAAGAUUCGUUGCUUGGUUGUAAAACGUCGUCUUCAACUUCAGAAUUAGCAGCUAACAAUAGCUAUGUGGUCACAACAUGCCCAAAUCCUCAAAACGCAAUACUAAGGAAAUUCCGAAAAUACCAAUAUACUCGCAUAAACUGAUAUAACUCGGUUUAAAAUAACUUCGUUAUGACGUUUCUAACACCUAUAUCGAAUUAAAUUACAGACAGAUAUAUCUAAGGUCGAUAACUGAGCGUUUCAAAAUGCCAUCCUGAGGUCUUGCUUUGCGUAAUGGCGAACGUCGAAAAGAGAGCUCCCCUCGUUCCUUGGCCUUUUACAAACUCUGAGAACUACUUAGAAAGUCCAUUCCACUUCUCAUUGGUUACUGACAUCCAGGGGAAGGCGGGUGCAGUUCAUGUUGACCCAUAGGAUACAUACAGAGCUUUAAACUGAUCUGAGAACAGAGCCUCGGUAUCAGACCUUCGCAGUUCCUGUCAUGGAUUUCGCUGCAGAAAGAGUUCUGUUUCACCCACAGACAUAAUUCAAAAGGUUUUAGAAACUAGAGAGUGUUUUCUAUCCAAUAGUAAUAAUAAUAUGCAUAUUGUACGAGCAAGAAUUGAGUACGAGGCCGUUUAAAUUGGGCACGAUUUUGUGCUAUGUCGAAAAUGGCACCCCCCUAGUGGCAAGAAGUUAAUUCCACUGAUUUCAAAACUCGUCUUCUAGAAAGUGGAGAAAACAUUUAUGCAGUUCUACUACAUGAUAUCUUUAACCUUUUCACACGUACCAACACACGGGUGUGAUCAUUCUACAGUGGUCCCUGUAGCGUACGAUCAAACUGGUGUGAUUAGAACACUUAUUUAGAACGCUUAUUUAGAACGGCCAGUUUCAAAUGACGCAACAGAGCUGGCCACACUUUUUUCAGAAACUAUUUACACAAACACAGUCCUUACUAAGUUAUGUCCAUAGCAAAGUUUUGUCCAGAAUGUGAGCAGUUUAUUUUUGAAUGCAAUUUUCAGACAUUCACAAAAGUAUCUACAGCCUAACGCAAUCAUCCAAAGUGGAAAAAUGUAGGCUACCAAUGUCCUAGCGCUAACUGAGGAAAGCUUGACUUAACCUCUACCGAGCACCUACCCCGGGUCCGGGAGCACCCCCCACCCCCCCCACACUGAUUAGCAUCGCUAGCAUAGCGUCACAAUUAAAUAGUAGCAUCUAAAUAUCAUUAAAUCACAAGUCCAAGACACCUAAUGAAAUAUACAGAUCCUGUGAAUAAAGCCACCAUUUCAGAUUUUUAUAAUGUUUUACAGGGAAGACACAAUAUGUAAAUCUAUUAGCUAAACACGUUAGCAAAAGACACAAUUUUUUUACUCCAACAGUUUUUUCCUGCGUCAGUAGCUAUCACUAAUUCGACUAAAUAAAAAUAUAUAUAGCCACUAACCAAGAAACAACUUCAUAAGAUGACAGUCUGAUAACAUAUUUAUUGUAUAGCAUAUGUUUUGUUUGAAAAAUGUGCAUAUUUCAGGUAUAAAUCAUAGUUUACCAUUGCCGCCACCAUCACAACUCCCACCAAAGCGACUAGAAUAACUACAGAGAGCAACGUGAAUUACCUAAAUACUCAUCAUAAAACAUUUCUGAAAAAUACACAGCGUACAGCAAAUGAAAGACAAACAUCUAGUGAAUCCAGCCAAUAUUUCAGAUUUUUUAAGUGUUUUACAGCGAAAACACAAUAUAGCAUUAUAUUAGCUUACUACAAUAGCAAACCACACAACAACAUUGAUUCAAGCCAAAAAUAGCGAUAACGUAUAACCCAGCAAAAGAUAUUAAUUUUUUCACUGACCUGUUCAGAAUUCUUCAGAUGACAGUCUUAUAACAUCAUAUUACACAAUACAUAUAGAGUUUGUUCGAAAAUGUGCAUAUUUAGCGGCACAAAUCGUGGUUAUACAAUGAGAAAAGUAGCCAAGCUGCCAACAAAAUGUCGGGAGAAAUCUUGGGAGAGGCACCUAUUCUAAUCGAUAACUAAUCAUAAACUUGACAAAAAAACACAGGUUGGACAGCAAAUGAAAGAUACAUUAGUUCUUAAUGCAAUCACUGUGUUACAUUUUUUAAAUUAACGUUACUACGACAUACAGUGUGCGUUAAAGCGAGACCGCACGGAAAUUAAUGGCGGAUUAUGCAUUUUACAUUUUUCAACAGAACAACGAAUUAAACAGUAUAAAUAGUUCUUACUUUUUGAUGUGCUUCCAUCAGAAUCUUGGGCAAGAUGUCCUUUGUCCAAAAGAAUCGUUGCUCGGUUGUAGAAUGUAGUCUUCAACGUUGCAAUUAGCAGUAGACAUUAGCCAUGUGGGCAGGACAUCCCCAACUCCCUAGAACGCGACACUAAUAAAUAUCCAAAAAUUGCAAUAUACUGACAUAAACUGAUAUAACUCGGUUUAAAAUAACAACAUUAUGAUGUCUUUAACAGCUAUAUCGAAUAAAAACAGAGCCGGAUAUAUCUAAGAGCUAUAACCGGAGCUUUCUAGUACGACAUGCCAAGGUCCUUCCUGCGUCAGAGCGAAGUGAACAAAGACCGGACCCUUCGUUCCCAAGCCAUUUAUAACCUCUCAGAUCUGCCUAGAGACUCCAUUUCAAAUCUCACUAUUCGCUGACAUCCAGGGGAAGGCGUAUGCAGUGCAUCUCAACCAAUAGAAGACAGGCAAAUUAAUAAACUGACCUGGGAACAGCUUACAGAAUUCAGCAUUCUCACAUCCACAAAGGAAAAAGGCUCCAACUCGAGUUCUGUUUUACUCACAGAAAUAAUUCAAACGGUUUUAGAAACUAGAGAGUGUUUUCUAUCCAAUAGUAAUAAUAAUAUGCAUAUUGUACGAGCAAGAAUUGAGUACGAGGCAGUUUAAUUUGGGAACAAAUUUUUUGUCGAAAUGGCGCCCCCCUAUUGACAAGAAGUUUUAAUGCAACCGCUGUGUCAGAUUUAAAAAACGCCACACUUUGCAAUUAUGUUAGGUCUGCACCUAGCCACAGAAACCCAUACAGUCAUUUUCCAGCCAACUAGAGUGUCACAAAAGUCAGAAAUAGCAUUAAAAAUAAUCACUUACCUUUGAUGAUCUUCAUCUGGUGGUACUCCCAGGUCUCCAUGUUAGACAAUAAAUGUUUGUUUUGUCCAAUAAUGUCCCUCUUUAUGUCCAAAUACCUCCUUUUUGUUUGCGCGUUUUGUCCAGUAAUCCAGUAAUAAAAGGCGUGUGCACUAAUUCCAGACGAAAAGUUUUUAAAAAGUACAAUAAAAGUUAGUAGAAACAUGCCAAAUGAUGUUUAAAAUCAAUCCUCCGGUUGUUUUAUGUCAUAAAAAAUCAAUACUAUUUCAACCGGACAAAAGCUUCGUCAAUAGGAAAAGAGAAACAAGAAAGGCGCGUUCCUGAUCAGGGCGCAAGGCUGAUGAAUGGAAAUGUUCACUCGCCACUGAUUGAAAGUACUGUAUCUCCCUCAUUUUUCAUAGUAAAUGCCUGAAACAAUGCUUAAAGACUGGCCACAUGUAGAGGAAGACACAGAGCUCAUUAACUGGGUCCUAAGUCUUUGUAUGGUGGAUAGGCUUUCAAUGGAAAAACAGCCUUUCAAAAUAAUAGUACUUCCUGUUUGGAUUUUCCUCGGGUUUUCGCCUGCUAUAUCAGUUCUGUUAUACUCACAGACAUUAUUUUAACAGUUUUGGAAACUUUAGAGUGUUUCCUAUCCAAAUCUAUAUGCCUAUCCUAUCUUCUGGGUCUGAGUAGCAGGCAGUUUAAUUUGGGCACGCUUUUCAUGUAAAAUUCCGAAUGCUGCCCACUACCCUAGUGAAGUUGUCAAUUUUAUUUGUAUUGAUAGUAACAAACGUGUAUGCUACGUCACAUGAAAGUUCACAUGUUCCAGAAGGCAUACCACAUACUGUAUAGUGCACCUUCUAUACAGGAUAUCUUUGGCCAAGACACUGUCAGACUGGCCACGACACUGUCAGACUGGUUAAGACACUGUCAGACUGGCCACAACACUGUCAGACUGGCCAGUACACUGUCAGACUGACCAGUACACUGUCAGACUGACCAGUACACUGUCAGACUGGUCAAGACACUGUCAAACUGGUCAAGACACUGUCAGACUGGCCAAGAUACUGUCAGACUGGUUAAGACACUGUCAGACUGGUCAAGACACUUUCAGACUGGCCAGUACACUGUCAGACUGGUCAAGACACUGUCAGACUGGCCAAGACACUGACAGACUGGUCAAGACACUGUCAGACUGGUCAAGACACUGUCAGACUGGCCAAGACACUGACAGACUGGCCAAGACACUGACAGACUGGUUAAGACACUGUCAGACUGGUCAAGACACUGUCAGACUUGUCAAGACACUGUCAGCCUGGCCAAGACUUUGUCAUACGUUGUGUGCUAAGAGGUGAUGAACUUUGCCUUGUGGAGACAUGACUUACAGCUUGUGAUGUAUUAAUCACAGUAAUAUGCUCACGUUCACUUAUAAAAAGCACCUCCAGAUAUGAAAUUCAAUGUUCCCAUCGAACUGAUAUCAGUCAUAUUGCCAAUGUUAAAAUUAAGCCCAUGUAUUCCCUCCCUUAGAGACCAAGGCAUAGCUGUAAACGUUCUGAAUGGCUGGCUGCAGACAAUAUAAAAGCUCUUGUUGUCUGUAAAAAGGCCUGUGUGAGAUCUUGGAGCCUUGACUGUGAUUCAGACUGCAGGAUGCCCACUCUUUGGGGCCGCAACGCACCAUAUGCGUCAGCGAUAAUGUUUGUGCUCGUAUAAUGUUCUGCGUUUUCCCUGAAACCACAUUAGAACAAAUUACUCUUUAGAUGAAGAUGCACCACCUGCUGUGCGACGCCCUCCCUGCCCUCACGCGCCGUGAUGUUUUUGUUCUUGUACAUAAUCAGAUGUUUUCGUUAGUCCGCUUGACAUGUUCUCAAAUGCUUACAUGGUUUACCAACCUAGCUCAGGACACAACAAUCAUGACUCUCUUUUUUCGUCUCUCUUUCCUGGUAAACCACAUGUUCUACUUUUAAAAUUCUGCAGUUGGUGUCAGCGUCUUGCAUUCUAGAGUGCACAGCUAAACAAGCCUCAGAACACAAUGACGUACAUACCGCCAUAUAGAUUUAUAUUGAAAUCCACCAUCAACAUGAAUAGAUGAGUGGAACCAACAACUGUUAUCCUCAAUCCUUCAACCACCAUUAAGACACGUGUCCCUUGCAGCUCUCGCUCUCUGUCUCUUGGCUGUCGCCGGGCAGGCCUCAUCAGUGGCUCUGGAUCCAGCAGGUGUUUUGAUUUAUUGACGUGAGUGGAAAACUAUGAAGCUCACUUUGUGACAGCUCUGAGUUUUAGAAUAAAAAUAUAAGUGGCCUGAUGAAUGAGUGCAGCUUGAGCUCACCCAGUGGCAUUGUAUGUCACUGUCCAGAGUGAUGAGAGACUAGCCCGGCCUAACUACCGGCUGCCUGACUCAGCCUGCCUGCCACCACAGACUGCUAUUGGGAGGAACAUGGCUUCGCCUUUCUGCAACCACAGACUGCUAUUGGGAGGAACAUGGCUUCACCUUUCUGCAACCACAGACUGCUAUUGGGAGGAACAUGGCUUCGCCUUUCUGCAACCACAGACUACUAUUGGGAGGAACAUGGCUUCACCUUUCUGCAACCACAGACUGCUAUUGGGAGGAACAUGGCUUCGCCUUUCUGCAACCACAGACUACUAUUGGGAGGAACAUGGCUUCGCCUUUCUGCAACCACAGACUGCUAUUGGGAGGAACAUGGCUUCACCUUUCUGCAACCACAGACUGCUAUUGGGAGGAACAUGGCUUCACCUUUCUGCAACCACAGACUACUAUUGGGAGGAACAUGGCUUCACCUUUCUGCAACCACAGACUGCUAUUGGGAGGAACAUGGCUUCGCCUUUCUGCAACCACAGACUGCUAUUGGGAGGAACAUGGCUUCACCUUUCUGCAACCACAGACUGCUAUUGGGAGGAACAUGGCUUCGCCUUUCUGCAACCACAGACUGCUAUUGGGAGGAACAUGGCUUCACCUUUCUGCAACCACAGACUGCUAUUGGGAGGAACAUGGCUUCACCUUUCUGCAACCACAGACUGCUACUGGGAGGAACAUGGCUUCACCUUUCUGCAACCACAGACUGCUAUUGGGAGGAACAUGGCUUCACCUUUCUGCAACCACAGACUGCUAUUGGGAGGAACAUGGCUUCACCUUUCUGCAACCACAGACUGCUAUUGGGAGGAACAUGGCUUCGCCUUUCUGCAACCACAGACUGCUACUGGGAGGAACAUGGCUUCACCUUUCUGCAACCACAGACUGCUAUUGGGAGGAACAUGGCUUCGCCUUUCUGCAACCACAGACUACUAUUGGGAGGAACAUGGCUUCGCCUUUCUGCAACCACAGACUACUAUUGGGAGGAACAUGGCUUCACCUUUCUGCAACCACAGACUGCUACUGGGAGGAACAUGGCUUCACCUUUCUGCAACCACAGACUGCUACUGGGAGGAACAUGGCUUCACCUUUCUGCAACCACAGACUGCUAUUGGGAGGAACAUGGCUUCGCCUUUCUGCAACCACAGACUGCUACUGGGAGGAACAUGGCUUCACCUUUCUGCAACCACAGACUGCUAUUGGGAGGAACAUGGCUCCGCCUGCCUGCCACAUGCAGGAUCCUAUGAAGUGGAACAUGGCUUGGAACUGCUAUUUAUUUACUCAUGGUUUAACUAUAGGAUCAGAUCUGGUACCAAGCCAGUGAUAAAUAACAGGAUGAUUAUGAUGAUGACAGUUUAAUUGUGUGUGCACAACAACUCUUGAAAAAUAGAUUUUUAUCUCAAUGAGAAAAACCUGUAUAAACAAAGGUUUAAUAAAAAAAUAUCAAAUAUUUCGCAAAUAUGGCAAGGUGCAUCUGGUGUUUGAUGAUUGUUGGCCUCAGAGUUGAAUGUCAGAACAUUAUCAUGGAGUUUGACUGGGGCCACCGACUCUGACUGUUGGACUAAAAUAGCAAUACAGACAGCCAGCAGAAAGCAACAUCAGUACCAUCAAUCAGUGAACUGGAACAAAAUGCACCCUGUCAUUAUGCACCCAGGAAGUGGGAAAUGUAAUUAGAACAAUGAAAUUAGGCCAUGGGCACUACUACACCUGCUCGUCAACAGGGCAAUAUAUUUAUUUUUGGACACGUAUAUCCAUAAUUUACAGUAUUGUCAUGACUGUCCUGUGAGGAUCAGAAUGGGAAGAUCAAACUGAUGGGGGGUGGGGGGGUGACAGUAACCAAGCCUCUCUCUCUAACACAGAGAGGACAGGGGGAGCUGCUGGAUGGUCACCCUUCACACCCUGCUGUAAAUCUCUAGAGGGGGAACCUUUCUCUCUCUCUUCAGUAUUGGGAUCAGAAUGUCUUUGUCUAGAGAGAGACUUUUGCCAGCCAAAACCUCUAACGUCCAAAAAGUGAACUUUAGAUCAAAUAUGUCUAACAUCCGAAUGUGGGAAAUGGUCAAUGGGUAGACGUGGAAAAUUAGUGUCUAUUUUGUGAUGUCAUUAAAAAUUUUAUAAAAUUGUAUAACAAAAAUACUGUAAUUUGGAAAGUGUACACACUGUAUAUGUCAAGUUUACAUCCAAUAUGUGGUUUAGAGAAUAUGACAAAUUAUGAAAGUAAUUUUCUUAAAAUAGGAAUGUGAUUUUAGUUUUCUAAUAAGAUAAUUGUUUUGAGUAUACUUUGCACACUAAGUAGCCACACCCCGAGUGAGGUCAGAGAGCUUGUCAGUGUGAUGGAACCUCUUUUAGAUCAGAGAGCUUAACCUCUCUUGGGCACGUGAGACGGUAGCGUCCCACCUCUUCAACAGCCAGUGAAACUGGUGGGCGCCAAAUUCACAUACAGAAAUACUCAUUAUAAAAAUUCAGAAAACUAAACAUAUUUUACAUAGGUUUAAAGAUGAACUGCUUGUGAAUCCAACCACGGUGUCAGAUUUUUUAAAUGCUUUACGGCGAAAGCAUACAUUACGAUUAUGAGAACAUAGCCCACUAAACAAAUCAUUACAAACAGUAGCCAGUCAGCUAGAACAAUUACACAAUUUAGAAAUAGAGAUAACAUUUAUCCCUUACCUUUGAUGAUCUACAUAUGUUUGCAAUCAGCAGACAUUCAUUUACUCAAUAAAUGUUAUUUUUGUUCGAUAAAGUAUCUUUAUACCCAAAAACCUCCGUUUUGUUCGCGCGUUUUCUUCAGUAAUCCACAGGCUAAAACGCAGUAAAAACAGGAAGACAAAAAAAUCCAAAUUGUAUCCAUGAAGUUCAUAGAAACAUGACAAACGAUGUUUAUAUUCAAACCUCAGGUUGUUUUUAGCCUAAAUAAUCAAUAAUAUUUCAACCGGACAAGAACGUCAUCAAUAUAAAAUGUAAACAAGAAACGCACUCUCUCGGUCUUGCACAGGAAAAAGCUCUGUGACACGGCAUGGUCCACUCAUUCAGACUGCUCUUACUUCCUCAUUUUUUAGAAUAUAAGCCUGAAACAUUUUCUGAAGACUGUUGACAUCUAGUGGAAGGCAUAGAAACUGCAUUUUGAGUCCUAAGUCAAAGGAUACUGUAUUGGCAUUGAAUAGAAAAAAUAAAAAAAUUAUAAAAAAAAUCCUUCCUGAAUCGAUUUUUCUCAGGUUUCUGCCUGCCAAAUCAAUUCUGUUAUACUCACAGACACUAUUAUAACAGUUUUGGAAACUUUAGAGUGUUUUCUAUCCAAAUCUACCAGUUAUAUGCAUAUCAUAUAUUCUGGGCCCGAGAUGCAGGCAGUUUAAUUUGGGCAUGCAUUUCAUCCAAAAUUCCGAAUGCUGCCCCCUACCCUAGAGAAGUUAAAAGAACUGGGUAAGAAUGAACAUAUCAGACCAGGAAACGUGGAGCGAUAGCUACAUGUGGGAAAUGGUUGAAACAACACGAGAGGAAGAAGAUUUGGUUUCAACGGAGGUAGAUGACGAACGACGGCAUUCAAACACGUAAAUACAUUCAUUGCUUCUUAUUCCAAAACGGUGGCGGUUCGUUUGCAAGGUAUAUGAUUAAUGUGAAGACAGGCCUAGAUUGUAUCCAUGAUAAAUGUCCCUUUUUCUCUAUCGCUCGCUGCCAGUUAGUUUUGUUUCGUCAAACCUACCAGCGUUUUUCCCUCUGUUCCUGUCUCUUGAUUGUUCCUGUUUUCCAAUUUUCCCAGUUUUGACCUUUUCUGCCUGCUCUGACCCUGAGCCUGCUUUCCGUCCUGUACCUUUGCCCCACCUAUCUGGAUUACUGACCCCUGCAUGCCCUUGACCUGUCUUUUGCCUGCCCCUGUUGGGUUAACUUCUUAUGGCUGCAGCCCGAGGCCGCCCACAAUAUGACAACAGUCAGCUCAAGUGCAGGGCGCGAAUUUCUAAAUAUAUAUAUUUUUUAAUAUUUAACUUUCACACAUUAACCUGUUUGGCGUGCAAGCCCGACGUCGGUACAUUUAUGACAACAGCCACUUGAAGUGCAGGGCGCGAAAUUCAAAAUAUAUUUUUUUAAUAUUUAACUUUCACACAUUAAAAAUCGGACAUGUUGGCUGGAUUCACGAGAUGUGUACCUUUCAUAUGCUAUCUUGGACUUGUUAAAAUGUUUUACAGGGAAGACAAAAUAUGUAAAUCUAUUAGCUAACCACGUCAGCAAAAGACUCCACUUUUAUUACUCCAUCAGUUUUUGACUCCAUCAGUAGCUAUCACAAAUUCGGCCAAAUAAAGAUAUAAAUAGCCACUAACCAAGAAACAACCUCAUCAGAUGACAGUCUGAUAACAUAUUUAUUGUAUAGCAUAUGUUUUUUUCAAAAAAUGUGCAUAUUUCAGGUAUAAAUCAUAGUUUACAUUGCAGCUACAUUUAAAAAUUGCACCGAAAGCAGCCAUAAUAUUUACAGACACCAACGUCAAAUACCUAAUUACUCAUCAUAAAACAUUUCUGAAAAAUACAUAGUGUACAGCAAAUGAAAGACAGGCAUCUUGUGAUGCCAGACAAUAUUUCCGGUUUAUUAAGUGUUUUACAGCGAAAACAAAAUGUAGCGUUAUAUUAGCUUAGCACAAUAGCCAGAAACACUUGGGCGCCGGCGACUACGACAGAUAUAUGAAACAACAUCUUAAAAUGGGUCUUACUUUUGCUGAUCUUUCAUCAGAAUGUUGAACAAGGUGUCCUUUGUCCAGAUGAGUCGAUGUUUGGAUUCAGAAUGGCUACUUUCUCUCUCCAUUUAGCAAGCGCGCUAGCCGGGUUGCACGGAUCUCUCCAUAUAAACAAACGGAAGAGAACGGAACACGGCAAAACUUCCGAAAAAAUUUCAAUAAUCUGAUGAAACGAUAUUGAAAAAACAUACUUUACGAUGAUAUGGUGACAUGUAUCAAAUAAAAUCAAAGCCGGAAAUAGUCGCCUAUAACGUCAGCAAAACAAAAUCGCGUUCUUCAGAGUACCGGAAAUGGGGUACACGUCAUUCCAAAAGGAUUUAUUCCAUCCCAGAUCGAGAUAAUCACCUCAUUUCUUCUCUCACAGCCUUCUUGACAUCCAGAGGAAGGUGUAUGAUGUGCAUGUUUACUAAUAGCUCUUGUGCCCAUUUAUAGGCAGGAAGAGGAAGAGAGCAUCGAUUUCAGACUUUGAACUUCCGGGUCAGGAAAAGUGCUGCAGAAUGAGUUCUGUUUCACUCAGAGAAAUAAUUCAAACGGUUUUAGAAAAUAGAGAGUGUUUUCUAUCCAAUAGUAAUAAUAAUAUGCAUAUUGUACGAGCAAUAAUUGAGUACGAGGCCGUUUGAAAUGGGCACCUUUUAUCUGGCUACUCAAUACUGCCCCUGCAGCCCAAACAGGUUAAUACACUUUUGUAAAUUCAACUUUGUCUGCAUCUGGGUCUUACCUUGAAAUGUGAUAGAUAUAAUACAGUGAAAUACAGUACAGUGACUCUAACUUGAAUUAUGUAGCACAGCCUUGCCAUUGUACAGUACCUGACUUAAGAAAUUCCAUAUUUAGGUUGCUGCGUAUUUAUGCUUUUGUGACGGAUAACACUUUUUAGUAGAAUAACAAACACACAGUAUCUGGUUGUUGCUGUUGGGGUUGCUAAGGUAAUUUGACAUUUUGUGACACAGAUCUGGGGAGAAUGUCCUCACAUGGAAAUAAAUCAUUGUUGAGACAACGCUGAAAUGAGACGUCUAUAUCUGGAGAGGAAUACCUCUGCUGAGACUCAUCUCCCUCUGUUUAUUGUCUUCUUCCCUCCUUAUCUUCCCUCCUCACCUCUUUUUUCCUCCUUCUCUUCACUUCACCCAAUCUUCUCCCAUCCUGUUCUUCCCUCCUACUCUCCUCUUCUUCUAUCUGUCUCCACUCCUGCUCUUCCCCUCUUUUCAUUACUUUAGCCCUCCUUCCCCCUCCUCCUCUUCAUCCUUCCUUCUCUCCUCCUCUUCUUUAUUCCAGGUCUGACAAGGAGUCAGGUCUAGACAAGGAGUCAGAUCUGGUUCACAUGGAGGCACACCCCCAAUGGACGUAUACAGUAUGUAACAUGCCGGGCUCUAACAUGCUCAGAGCCCAACAGAAAUUACUCCUUCCCUGGAUACAUCGACAUCAGCUCACUGGUGGUCCAAGAUGACUAUAUGUUUAUUCAGGUUUCUAGCACUUUCUUCCCUGCUUGCGGUGUUUGGACUGCAUAGGCUAACAGCAGCUAACAGCUCAAGUGUUUGCUUGCCGAGUCCAAGUCGUGGCUGAACGACUACAUGGAUAACAUACAGCUGGCUGGGGUUUUCAUGCAUCUGCAAGAUAGAACAGCUACCUCCGGUUACAACAGCAGGACAGGCCAGCUACUAUGUGUCCUACCAGAGGGAUCCAUUCCUCAAAAUCAAACUGACGAAAUAUUCUCUGCCUAAACUGUUUAAAGACACUAUAUGUUGUGUAGAGAACAUUGGCAGCUAUAGUGUUAAACAUUCAAUAUGCACACCAGACCUGAUCUUGUGACACACAACACGUACUCGGCGGCUUGUUACAACCCCAACCCGUAAGAUCCAUCAUCGCGGCGGUGCAGGAGUGGAACCAGAAUGACACAUACAACCUGUACCUCUCUGACACCCUGGCUAUUGAGAACGUCAAGACCACCCAGAUGCUGGACAGGUAUGAGGUAGCAGGUAUGAAAGGCAUGCUGAUCGCAAACAGGAGGCUAGACAACCAGGUGAAGACCCACAUCACCUACAACAAGGGCCGUGAUUGGAGGUUGCUGCAGGCCCCGGCGACAGACCUGGCUGGCAACGACAUUCACUGUAUACUGAUAUUCGAGAAGGAACACAACAUCUUGUUUAUGGAUGAUGAGGGGCCCUUGUCAUUGUAAACAUUUACCGGAGGUUUAACAUGAUUAUGGCUAUGAACGGCGUAGAGAAGCGUCUACCAGCGUUCUGGUUCAACACAGCUGUUGUAUCAAGGAGCUGCAGCCAAGGACAGAA